This is a messenger RNA of Ricinus communis (castor bean), 1131 nucleotides long. RefSeq names its product ER membrane protein complex subunit 8/9 homolog. The record is from RefSeq and is a predicted model, not a curated record. The transcript is spliced from 5 exons. Gene Ontology annotation, cellular component: EMC complex. Lineage: Eukaryota; Viridiplantae; Streptophyta; Magnoliopsida; Malpighiales; Euphorbiaceae. Bases 165 to 779 code for a protein of 204 amino acids.
AGUACCAUAGUUGAUAAAACGACGUCGUAUUGAUAUAUUCACGUUCUACCUUAAAAACAACGAAGGAAACAAAAACUCCUCUCUCCGAGUUCGCUAAGCAAAUUACAGAGAGCCAAAAAAAACUCUUCUCUCGCCGGCGACUGUAAUUUCCGGUACCCAAGAAGAUGGGAGGCGGCGGAGAGUUGAAAUACGAGAUAUCGCAAAACGCAUACAUAAAGCUGGUCCUUCACGCACUCAAGCACAAGUCAACAUCGGUUAAUGGAGUUUUACUAGGUCGAUCUGACAAGAAAGACGUCGUUGAAAUCGUAGAAUCAGUUCCUCUUUUUCAUAAUCACUUAGGUCUCCUCCCUCCUCUCGAGAUCUCCUUAAUUAUGAUAGAGGAGUAUUAUGGUGCUCAAGGACUGGGUAUAGUAGGGUAUUUCCAUGCAAAUGAGAGGUUUGAUGAUUUUGAGCUGGGUAAUGUGGCUAAGAAUAUUGGGGAUCACAUUUUUCGCUAUUUCCCUCAAGCUGCUAUUCUCUUGUUAGAUAAUAAGAAGCUUGAAGCAUUGACAAAGGGGAAAGACCAGAGCCCUGUGUUGCAGCUUUAUACAAGGGAUGCAUCAAAGAACUGGAAGCUAGCUGAAUCAGAUGGAGGCAGCAAGUUGAUACCGAAGGAGCCAGCAGCAAAUGUUGUGUUGUUGGAUUUUAUUUCAUCCAAGAAGUGGCAGGAUGUUGUAGAUUUUGAUGAUCACCUUGAUGACAUUACCAAGGAUUGGCUGAAUCCAGAUCUCUUCAAGUAGUUUUGACUUCUCCUUGUGAAUUUCAGUGAUUGUUUCUUGUUUUAGCAUCUGGUCUACAUUGAUGUAUGAUGCAACAACUUGAUGGAGGAGACUUGGUUAAAAUUAUAAUAGGCAAUGGGCUUUGGUAGUAAAGCAUCAAUGGGACGUCCAUUCUGUGUUAAAUUUUGGAAAUUUCUAAGACAGGAAUGUCAGUGUCUUAUUUUGAGGGAACAUCUUCGUUGUAUUAGUUCUAAGAGUUGCAAUGACAUGCUAUUCAAAUGGUCUGUUCUUAACAUAAAUUUUGUUUACGGGACCUUGGUUUCAAUGAUGUAGAUGUGCGAUUUCGAGAAAUGCAAUAAUUGUAUUCGCAUCA